Glarea lozoyensis ATCC 20868 is the source of this 1686-nucleotide messenger RNA. RefSeq names its product MFS general substrate transporter. Bases 1 to 1686 code for a protein of 561 amino acids. Gene Ontology annotation, biological process: carbohydrate transport; transmembrane transport. Gene Ontology annotation, cellular component: membrane. NCBI's taxonomy places the organism in Eukaryota, Fungi, Ascomycota, Leotiomycetes, Helotiales, Helotiaceae. The record is from RefSeq and is a predicted model, not a curated record. The transcript has 4 exons. Gene Ontology annotation, molecular function: carbohydrate:proton symporter activity.
AUGGCUAGUAAAACAUCCGCCGAAGGGCAUGUUGAGCACAACAUCUCUCCCCACAGGAGUCAUGAGGAAGAAAAACAUGCCGAAGUCGAAAUCAAGGUCAUAAAGGGAAAUGAAGCCUUCAAUGAGGCCAUGCUGAAGGACCCCCCUAGACCAUUUACAUGGGCAACUUCUCAACUUUACCUCGCAUGCUUCGUAGGUUUCUUUUGCGCAACGAUGAACGGCUAUGAUGGAUCCUUGAUCAACAACCUGCUCCAAAACCCUUGGUUUCUGGAAUACUACCAUGGGAAGAAUGCCGGAAUUUGGGCGGGCAUCGUCACAUCUAUGUACCAAAUUGGUGGUGUUGCUUCGUUGCCUUUUAUAGGACCAGCUUGCGAUACUUUCGGACGUAGGUUUGGAAUGUGGCUCGGAUGCCUUCUUAUCAUUAUAGGCACCAUCAUACAAGGAGUAGCGACGCGUGCUGAGGGCACCAAACAAUUUAUGGGUGGUCGAUUUCUACUGGGCUUCGGCGUCAAUAUUGCAUCUGCAGCAGGACCAAUGUACGUGGUCGAGGUCUCACAUCCUGCCUACCGUGGCGUGGUAACGGCGGUUUUCAAUUGCUUCUGGUUCACCGGAUCCAUUAUUGCUAGUGGUGUGGCUCGUGGUGGUCUUAAUAUUGGCGGCAAUACUUCUUGGAGAUUGAUCAUAUGGAUUCAGCUGAUGUUCUCUUCGAUCAUAUUUCUCGCCGCCUACUUUCUUCCAGAGUCGCCAAGAUGGCUGCAUGUCAAUGGAAAACAAGAAGCUGCCAAGAAGAUGUUGACCAAGUACCAUGGAAACGGAAAUUCAGAAAGCGAGUGGGUCAAACUUCAGGUUACUGAGUAUGAGGAAUUACUGGAGAUGGAUGGAGCCGACAAGAGAUGGUGGGAUUAUAGCGCCCUGUUCAAGACCAAGUCCAGAUGUUAUCGACUUUUCUGCAACAUUUGCAUUUCAAUCUUCGGACAGUGGGCCGGUAAUGCGGUUCUUUCGUACUUCCUCGGCAAAGUUCUGGAUACUGUUGGCAUACACAGCGCGUUCGCGCAGGCAAAUGUUACGUUGAUCAACAACUGCCAGCAGUUCUGUUUUGCCUUGCUGGGUGCCGCUCUUGUUGACCGUGUAGGUCGCCGACCACUCCUGCUGUUUUCUAACAUUGGUUGUUGUGUGGUUUGGCUCGCAGUCACGGUCUCAACCUCUAUCUAUACGGCUUCUAUACCUAGUCUGCCGCCUGGGGCUGACCCCGAAACAAAGCUUUACGGUACCAACAAAGCAGCCGGAACUGCUUCUUUGGCUUUCAUUUUCAUUUUUGGUGCUGUCUUCUCGGUCGGUUUCACCCCACUACAAGCUCUUUACCCAGUCGAAGUAUUAUCGUUUGAAAUGCGAGCAAAGGGAAUGGGGUUCUCCGGUUUCGCUGUUGCCGCAUCCGGCAUGCUCAACCAAUUUGCUUGGCCAGUAUCGCUACAAAAAAUUGGAUGGCAUACAUACAUUAUCUUUACGAUAUGGUGUGGAAUUCAAGCUGUCGUUGUUUUCUUCUUCAUUCCUGAGACCAAGAACCGAACACUCGAGGAACUAGAUGAGAUCUUCGAAGCUAAAAAUCCAGUCAAAGCAUCAAUAGCGAAGAAGCGCUUAGGUUUUGACGCCUAUGGAGAAGUGGUCAACAUUCGACCGAUCGAGUGA